AUGGCCGGCAGAUUGUUGGCAGGAAAGGUGGGAAUAGUAACAGGGGCCUCGAGAAGCAUCGGGGCUGCCAUUGCUGAGAAUCUCGCUUCUAAAGGGUGUAACUUGGUCCUCAACUACACCUCCAAAUCAUCUACAGCCCUCACGAAAGAGCUCUCCAAGAAGCUCGAGGGAAAAUAUGGAAUCCAAACCGUCGGCGUGCAGGCAGACCUGGGCACUCCCCAAGGACCAUUAGCCCUUAUCGAGGCCACCAAGAAGCACUUCUCUUCCUCGCCGCCAACGCCGCAGAAAGACUACAAGUUCCAGCUCGACAUCAUAGUCAACAAUGCCGGCGUCGCAAAGAACGACAAGCUGGCCGACAUCAAGAUUGACGACUUCGACUUCACCUACAAGGUGAACGUCCUCGGGCCCCUGCUUCUCAUGCAGGCAGCCGCACAGUACCUACCGAGGGACCGCUCCGGCCGCGUCGUCAACCUGUCCUCCAUCAGCUCCGACUGCGGCUUCCUGGGCCAGUCGGUCUACGGCGGGUCCAAAGCUGCUAUGGAGGCAAUGACGCGGGUGUGGGCGCGCGAGCUGAGCGAGCGCGCUACCGUCAACGCUAUCAACCCGGGCCCCGUCGAGGGUCCCAUGUACGCCGCCAACAGCGACGAGUUCAAGGCCGCCAUCAAGGGGUGGAUCGAGCACGCGCCCCUGAUGAGGGCGCGCGAGGGCGUCGACGCCCCCGAGGUCGUCGAGGCGGCCAGGGCUGAGGGCGGGAGGCCGGCCUACGUGUCCGAGAUCGCGGGCAUCGUGGGCAUGCUGUGCACUCCCGAUGCUGCCUGGUGUACGGGCCAGGUUGUCUGUGCCAACGGCGGCUUGUUGAUGAAAUAG
This is a messenger RNA of Diaporthe citri, 867 nucleotides long. RefSeq lists its product as uncharacterized. Gene Ontology annotation, molecular function: oxidoreductase activity, acting on the CH-OH group of donors, NAD or NADP as acceptor. The transcript is spliced from 2 exons. Bases 1 to 867 code for a protein of 288 amino acids. NCBI's taxonomy places the organism in Eukaryota, Fungi, Ascomycota, Sordariomycetes, Diaporthales, Diaporthaceae. The record is from RefSeq and is a predicted model, not a curated record.